CAACGCAACGAGAUGAGAGGAAGCCUCGAGAUGGAGGCAGGGGGGUAAUUUAACGCAAAAUAACAAGUUUUCAGAUCAUUUGGAGACAGUUGACAUUUCAUUUUCAGAAAGAGAAUACAACAGUCUCCACAACGAAGAGUCGUGUAUUAAAUUUAGAUAUAUAGACAGUCAGCACCGGAUAUUUUGGGUGUUGAAAAACUGUCACCAUGGCAACGGAUAUCGGCUCUCCUCCCCGGUUCUUCCAUAUGCCUCGGUUUCAACACCAGGCACCUCGGCAGCUCUUCUACAAGAGGCCAGACUUUGCGCAGCAGCAGGCCAUGCAGCAGUUAACUUUCGAUGGCAAGCGCAUGAGAAAAGCUGUUAACCGCAAGACCAUCGAUUAUAAUCCUUCUGUCAUCAGACAUUUGGAGAGUCGAUUGUGGCAGCGAGAUCACAGAGAUUUCCGUGCUAUUCAGCCAGAUGCAGGCUGCUACAAUGAUCUUGUACCUCCAAUUGGUAUGGUUAGUAACCCUAUGAAUGCCGUUACGACAAAGUUUGUCAGAACCUCCACCAACAAAGUCAAGUGCCCCGUGUUUGUUGUGCGGUGGACUCCUGAAGGCAGGCGACUUGUAACGGGUGCCUCCAGUGGGGAGUUUACUUUGUGGAAUGGGCUCACCUUUAACUUUGAGACAAUUCUGCAGGCGCAUGAUAGCCCUGUUAGGGCAAUGACCUGGUCUCACAAUGACAUGUGGAUGUUGACUGCUGACCAUGGAGGUUACGUGAAGUACUGGCAGUCCAACAUGAAUAACGUCAAGAUGUUCCAGGCUCACAAGGAGGCGAUUAGAGAGGCCAGUUUUUCUCCUACGGAUAAUAAAUUUGCCACUUGCUCUGAUGAUGGAACUGUACGCAUCUGGGAUUUUCUGCGCUGUCACGAGGAAAGAAUUCUGAGAGGUCAUGGAGCAGAUGUCAAGUGUGUUGACUGGCACCCCACUAAGGGCUUAGUGGUGUCUGGGAGCAAAGACAGCCAACAACCCAUAAAAUUCUGGGACCCUAAGACAGGACAGAGUUUGGCAACACUACACGCACACAAAAACACAGUCAUGGAGGUAAAGUGGAACCUUAAUGGCAACUGGUUGUUGACUGCAUCACGUGACCAUUUAUGCAAACUGUUUGACAUACGCAACCUCAAAGAGGAGCUGCAGGUUUUUAGAGGACACAAGAAAGAAGCCACAGCUGUGGCCUGGCACCCGGUUCAUGAAGGUCUGUUUGCCAGUGGAGGCUCUGAUGGAUCACUGCUAUUCUGGCAUACAGGUGUCGAGAAAGAGGUGGGAGGAAUGGAGAUGGCUCAUGAAGGAAUGAUCUGGAGUCUGGCCUGGCAUCCACUUGGCCACAUUUUGUGUUCGGGGUCUAAUGACCACACUAGCAAAUUUUGGACCAGGAAUCGGCCGGGUGACAAGAUGCGUGAUAGAUACAAUCUGAACUUGUUGCCAGGGAUGUCAGAGGAUGGGAUGGAGUAUGAUGACUUGGAGCCCAAUAGUAUUGCAGCCAUUCCUGGCAUGGGAAUCCCAGAACAACUGAAGGCUGCCAUGGAACAAGAACAAACGGGUAAAGAGAUGGCAACAGAAGCUGAAAUGAGCAUCCCAGGACUGGACUGGGGAAUGGACGAAGUCAUGCAGAAGGACCUAAAAAAGGCCCCAACCAAGAAAGUUCCUUAUGCAAAACCUAUUCCAGCUCAGUUUCAGCAGGCCUGGGCAGAAAAUAAAGUUCCAGCUAUGGCUCCCGGAGAGGUUCCAAAGGAGAGGAAGGAUGAGAAAAAAUUGGAUGGCAAGAAAAAGACUCAAGCAGAGAUUGAGCAAGAAAUGGCUGCCCUUCAGUAUACAAACCCUAUGCUGCUGGAGCAACUAAAGAUUGAAAGAAUGGCACAGUUACAGGAGCAGGGAAUGCCUCCUCCUGGACAGUCAGGGCCGAUGCCUCCCUUUCCGGGGCAGGGUGGUCCAAUGCCCCCUCCUCCACAGGGCUUCCCUCAGUCGAUGCCACCCCAACAAAUGCCCCACAACAUGCCUCCAGCAGGCCCAGGUGGAAUGCCUGGUCCAUUUAUACCUCCAGGCCAAAUGGGUCCACCAGGACCCCCUAUGCACCAGGGCCCCCCACCACAAGGCAUGAUGGGACCCCCAGACAUGCAUGGACCUCCACGUCAUCCUGGCCCUCACAGGAACAUGGGACCACAAGGUCCUCCUGGCAUGCCACCAGGCCCGAGAGGAAUGCAGGGUCCUCCUCCGGGGGGAAUGCCUCCAGGUUCUGGUGGACCCCCAGGUGGCAUGAUGGGCCCACCACCACGAGGACAGGGGCCACCACAGGGAGGUAUGAUGCAUCAGGAUAUAAGGGGGCCUGGGCCUCAUGGACACAUGAAGGGCCCUCAGGGUCCAAUGCCAGGUGGUAUGAUGGGACCUCCACCCAGGACUCAUGGCAAUAUGCAGGGCAUGGGAAAUAUGCAUGGGAUGGGGCCUCCUCCAGUGGGCAUGCAUGGACCACCAAACAACAUGCAAGGUCCCCCAGGAAACAUGCAAGGCAAUAUGCAGGGCCCUCCACCGUACAUGCAAGGCAAACCGCCACACAUGGGUGAAGGAAACAGAGGACAGUUCAAUCAGGGGCAAAAUUCUGGACCUCAGUCGAUGAUGCAUGGAAUGGGACAGCAAGGCCCCAAUGAUGGACCUCGAGGUCCACCUAACCAUCAUAUGGGCCCCCCACCAGAGCGACAAGGCCCAGGAGGACCAGGUCAGGGCUCAGAUGGGGGUCAGUACUGGGGUGAAGAGGGAGGUUACCAAGAAGGAUGGAGAAGAGGUCCUGGACAGGAAUACCAAGGAGACCCCAGGAGCCACAGAGGAGGCCCUGGAAACCAAUGGGAGGAACAGGACGAUGAAGAGUACGAAGGGUAUGAUGGGUAUGAAGACUCUGGUGAGGAAUUUGACCAAAGGCAGAGACGGCCACCCCCACAUGGAGAUGAGACAUUCAGAAGGGGUGGCAUGAGCGGGCGUGGUGGAAUGGGGGGCUUCCAAGAAGAAUAUGGUGGAGAUGAAAGCUUUGAUUCCCAAGAAGAAAUGGGCCAAGGUUGGAGAGGAAGAGGGAGACCACGUGGCGGGCCACCAAGAGGAGGUGGUGUAGGAAGAACGGGGCUUCUCCCAACUCCUGAUGAUUAUCCCUCUCACUAUGAAGGAGGAAGAAACCAGGAGGGCUGGGAGGGAGGGCGAGAUUCAGGUCACGAUGGCUAUCGGGAUGGUCAGCGGCCAGAUCACAAUAUGCAUGACAGUCCCUCCCCAGCCAGUAGGGAGCGUUCCUCUUCUCUACAGGGUAUGGAUAUGGCUUCACUACCACCACGCAAACGGCCGUGGCAUGAUGGCCCAGGCACAGGUGACAUGGAAUCUCCUGGCCCAGGACCCGAGGACAGAGGAGCAGGUCGACCAUCACCAAGAGAGGAAGGUGGAUAUGGGCCACCCCCAUCCCGUGGAGGACGAGGUGGUUGGGGCCGUGGUGGACCCCCUAACAGGCCUCCACGUGGUGUUAUGAGGGGAGGUCGCGGGCGGUAGGAGUGGUCACACGCACAAUGGGACAAUAAAGCAACUGCUAUGACCACAAGGACGAAAAGAACCACACAUGGCCAUAAUAUCAGCUUCUUCGAAGGCGUACUCAUUUAUGCAGGCUUGGACACAGGCACAUCAACAAGUGGAUCUCUUUGCUAACCAUUUAUGCCAACUAUAAUUGUUGGCAUUGGUUUUUCACUUUGACUUGUUGGACAGAAGGUGGUGGUUUCAUCGCUGGUGAACAAAACAAUGUCCUUCGGUGCAUAAUGCCCCUUGCUACCUGCUGAUCUGAUUUUGGACUUUCAUGUAUUUAAGGUACAUGAAACUUGUUUUCACCUCAAAUCCACGGACACAGUUAGUGAUAAGGAUAAAGACUGAUGUCAAGAGGGGGCUCAUCAUGGUGUGAUGUGGUCCAGGAAACUUAUUUGUGAUGCAUGGUACAACUCGAUGUAGGAACUAUAAGAAACAUCCCUUCCCAAAUAUCACAUCGGCACUAAGCAACUGAACCGCUUUAUGAUUUACUUGAACAAUGGCAACCUUCAGUGAAUUUGUACCAGCAUCUGACACCCUUUUGUCUUUUCCAUGACUCUGAUGUAAAGAAAACACAAGUAACUUGUCUAUUAUCAAGAGUCAAAUCUUGUCAUCCAACAGCUGGAAGUCAAUUUAAGUAAGGGCCAAUGCAAACUGGCAUCAUGUUUGACAACUAAGUCUGUUAUGGGAGAGAACUGGACUCUUGAAUGUUUUGUUCCGGAGUGGCUCAGCGCCAUAUAUUUAAUUUCAUUUUAUAUGUAAGAUAAUGGAGAUCUUUCUGUAACAUUACCAGGCUACUCUACGCGACGAGGCUGCAGACUUUGUUUCUAUGUGUACAGUUUGUCACAAUAAAUGUAUUGUUUUGUCCUUUUUGUAUGAAACCAAAAUAGAAUCUGUGCAAAAUUUA
This is a messenger RNA of Paramisgurnus dabryanus, 4494 nucleotides long. It is a transcript of the gene wdr33, whose product is annotated as WD repeat domain 33. Gene Ontology annotation, molecular function: protein binding. NCBI's taxonomy places the organism in Eukaryota, Metazoa, Chordata, Actinopteri, Cypriniformes, Cobitidae. The record is from RefSeq and is a predicted model, not a curated record. Gene Ontology annotation, cellular component: mRNA cleavage and polyadenylation specificity factor complex. Gene Ontology annotation, biological process: mRNA 3'-end processing.